Messenger RNA from Perkinsus marinus ATCC 50983, 396 nucleotides. RefSeq lists its product as hypothetical. Gene Ontology annotation, biological process: carbohydrate metabolic process; purine ribonucleoside salvage. The record is from RefSeq and is a predicted model, not a curated record. The transcript is spliced from 2 exons. Gene Ontology annotation, molecular function: phosphopentomutase activity. Bases 1 to 396 code for a protein of 131 amino acids. Lineage: Eukaryota; Perkinsozoa; Perkinsida; Perkinsidae.
AUGUCAAGCCCUGUUGAGAAUUGGCUUACUCUCGAUUUCGACAAGAACACUCGUAAGGAAGCUCAAGAGCUCACCCCCGAGGAGAUCCAAGAUCGCUUAAAUCCUGAUCAUCGUAUGGAGUUUGGUACCGCUGGUCUUCGUGGCGAGAUGGGAGCUGGCUUCAACCGUAUCAAUUGUUUGACUGUGAUGCAAGCUGCUCAAGGAUUAUGUAUGCAGUUGAUCGAGAGGUUUGGUGAAGAUGUUCUCUCCCAGAGAGGUGUUGUCUUUGGUUAUGAUGGACGACAUAACUCUCGUCAGUUCGCCCAUGUUGCCUCGGCUGUCUUCAUCACGAAAGGUGCCAAAGUCUACCUNNNNAAACGAGCAACUACGUCCUUCCUGGCCUUGUCAAACCAGUGA